UACUGCUUUUGGGGAGGCCGUCCCGCAAUAUCCCACGAUACGGAUCAACGAUUGGGUGUAACAUUAACCAGGCAACCGCCGCGAAAGAUACGGGGUGGCGCCCCCAAUCUUGGUAUGGGCUGCAGGACACGAUAAAGCCGAGGCUCCCGCUCCAUGUACGCUAAAUUUCAAAGUCCCUACGUUAUCUCAGCCUUGUCUUUUUUACGUCUCUUCAGUGGCGAUGAAAAUUGACUUGAAAGAAUGCGGCCAAAGGUUUUCCGCAAACACGACUGAAGGCGAAGCGCUGCGUUUGCGAUAUGGCUGGCAUGGCCCGCUAGUCGGCAUUGCAUACAACAGCUCGUCGCAGAUCUCAAGAGAAGGAUGCCUGAAGGUCUGCGGAAAUGGAAUCGAUACCUACCCUUGGAGUGAGGUUUCCAGCACCAUUACUACAUGGAUUUUACCGGUUGUUGGCACUCUUCUCCAAGCUCCGUUUGAAAGCAACGCGACGAAACGUACGUUUCUUGCCAUCUCGCGUUGGGUGGGUUCGCCCAUCGCCUCGCUGUCCUACGUACUAUGGAACAUCAAAGUAUCCGCAAAGGCCGCCUUGAUGGUCGAUAUGGCUGUCAAGUACGAUGAAACGCCAGAUCGCAGGACUGAUUUCGGCAGUAUGAGAGAUUCGAUGUAUCUCUUGUUGGCGAUGAAUCAGUACACGCUAAAGCAGACACCCGCCUUGAGGGAGAAAGAAGCGGAAGGGUUACUCCGCAUUGUGCUGUUUAGCAAAGAUUUGAAGUUGACAGAUACGGAUAAGACACUGCGUCAGAUGCGGCGCAUUUUGGCUCGAGAAGUGCGUGAGAUGAGGAGACGGGGCGCAGUGCCAGUCUUCGUAUCAAUUAUGUGGUUCUUGUUUGCCUUCGCCCUCUCAAUACAAGCGGCUUUCGGUGACCUCGGUCAGAACACGACAGCCCACGACCUAGCACUAGGCUGCUUGCUCGCCUGGUUUCCAAUCUUGAUCAUGGGAUCCGUCGUUGACCGUAACCCUAUCGCGGCGGAAGCGAUUCGGAAGAAGCUGAAUGCGCUGGUCGAUCAUGUGCGUCACGCUCUACGCGAUGAGCGACAUCGCAAUGAAUUCGUCGAUACAUUCCAGGAUCAGCCCGAAUUCGACCAGCUGAACGUUUGGGUCGAUAACGUUGCAAACAAAGGCGAGGAUAUGUACGACUUCUUCGGUGACUUUGCAGGUCAAGCACGAGUCAGAUGGCAUUACGGUGCUGCUCAUCCUAUCCUGUGCGAUAUCGAAAACUGCUACAUUGCCGACAAAGGUCGCAACUGGCUUGCCAACGAGAAAGAAGCGCGCGUCAACCUUGUCAUAGGGCCAGUCAAUGAUGAAGGGCUCGUUUGGUUUGACAUUCGCGAAUUCUGGCAGGUCGCAAGCGCAAUCAUCAUUGUUGCUGCCAGCUGCGGCGGCGCUUUCAUCUUGAGUUUCUUCACGCCCACUGUUGGGCUGGGGUGUCGUAGUGGGGGUUACACGAUCUUCUUCACCGUUGCGUUUGGACUGCUGUUCUUUGAGAUGACCGUCUGGCUCAUCCUCUCGCCUUACGAAGUGGAACCACCCUGGCUGGUUAGGACAACCACACUACUUCACAACCAUACUACAUUCAACCGAUGGGAAGGUGAUGCACAUGAUAAGUGGAAUCACUUGAAAAGAAGAGUGUCCAGCUUUUUGGAUAAGACGCAGGGGUUAUUUGUUCGCUGCAUUGUUGGCCUUGCACUUUUAUAUCCGUGGAAUGAUAAGGCGGCUGUGAGAGAAAGAGUCGCGAGCGCCCUUCGCGGUGUGUUCAGAAACGUGGGGGCAAUGAGUCUACAGAGAAAAUGGGAAGUUUUCUUCUUCAGACCUGUUGAGAUAUUUAACGCUAUUUGGUUGGUUUACAUUGUCCUUGCCCAGACCUUCGGCUGGUACAAGACAUGCGAUUGUAUCACAUCGAACUGGGGUGGCGCUGGUGGCUACCUAGACUUCAGCGUGCAGGACACCUCGAAUAGCAGAUGGGUGCUUUGGUACUGGACAUCAGGGACUGUAUUGACAUCGACGGUUAUGUGGCUUUCCAUAUUCUACAUUACAGUCGAAUGGUGUCAGCAGUCCUUCCUAUCGACUGAAGACUACAAGGAGGCCAUGGACGGUUUACGCAAAACACGAAUGUACAGACACUGGAGCUUUCCCGUGCGCUGGCUUUCUCGACAGCUCUCGCGGUGGACAUUGGACCCGAUGGAGAAGCUCGCCGUUCUCGUUGGGCUUGUCAAGAAGCCCCAAAAAACGCUGCUCUGGACCAAAGGUCAUAAAUGGGAUCCUGUUGUUCCGCAGGCAAAGGCGAUGGUACCCGCCCAAAUCAACCCAUCUCCAUAUAUUGAGCUCACAGACUAUUCUACCACCGCACCGCAUAUGGAUACACAUAUUCACGAUACGCCCGCAAUGGCACAUUCUCUGUUCCCGCCAGCGAUUCCCACGCGCCGGCCUCGUAAUGAAAGCGAUGCAUCGCUACUUCCACCAAGCCGUACAAGCGACGAUUCCUCGUCGCCGCUCAUACAACGCCCAUCAGAGGCACACCACCAGCGCGUAGAUUCCGAGGGUCGUCGUAGCGGCGAAGGUCGUGUCAGCUUCGGAGAGACGUGGUCUCCUGCGACCCCGGCCGACGCAAGACCAGCGUAUGGUGGGGGGCUUGGUGCUGAUGCAACGGUGCACAGUAGGCAAGGCUAUCAGCGUGCAAACUCUGACCCUGGGAGCCUACCUGUUGAUAUUGCGGAAAUGGCGCAGAGCGGUCUAGUCAUUCAUUUUCGCAAUCCAGAUCCAGACCUAGAAAGGGGUCCAUUGUAGGGAUUACAAACAGAAUUUCCACUUAUAUGAUAUGGGGCUCGCGAUCCGUUUUGUUCUUAUGAUGCAUAUGUGUACGUGAUGUUAUCAUGCGAGCGCGUAGUUCAGGAGAAGCUACCUCAAGUACAGCUAUAGUGCAAAAAUCUAGAGAUCAUCUUCGCUACGAAUAUAUUCAAACAACCAGAUUC
Cucurbitaria berberidis CBS 394.84 is the source of this 3027-nucleotide messenger RNA. RefSeq lists its product as uncharacterized. NCBI's taxonomy places the organism in Eukaryota, Fungi, Ascomycota, Dothideomycetes, Pleosporales, Cucurbitariaceae. The transcript has 3 exons. The record is from RefSeq and is a predicted model, not a curated record. Bases 221 to 2842 code for a protein of 873 amino acids.